This is a messenger RNA of Talaromyces marneffei, 3201 nucleotides long. RefSeq lists its product as uncharacterized. Bases 1 to 3201 code for a protein of 1066 amino acids. Gene Ontology annotation, molecular function: catalytic activity. NCBI's taxonomy places the organism in Eukaryota, Fungi, Ascomycota, Eurotiomycetes, Eurotiales, Trichocomaceae. The transcript is spliced from 4 exons. The record is from RefSeq and is a predicted model, not a curated record. Gene Ontology annotation, biological process: nucleoside metabolic process.
AUGAUGUCUUCGACGCACGACGACUACACGAUCGCGUGGAUAUGCGCAUUACCGCUAGAGGCCGCAGCGGCCCGCCUCAUGCUGAACCGUACCCACAGUCCACUGCUAAAUCCGUCCACCGAUUCGAAUGCCUACGAACUCGGCGAAUUAGACGGCCACUACAUUGUCAUUACUUCCAGCUGGCAUAUACGGGACAGUGGCCGCCGCGAAUGUUGUGUCUCGCAUGCGUUCUACGUUUCCUCGGCUCCAGUAUGGAUUGAUGGAGAUAUAGUAGUCAGCAAACCAGGUCCAAAUCAUAGUGGAGUGAUACAGUAUGACUACGGAAAGGCAGUUCAGGGCGGGCAUUUUCAGCAAACAGGCACCUCAAACAAACCACCACAGACUCUUUUGACCCAUAUCAGUCAACUAGAGGCGAAAGGGAAGGAAGGUUUCCCCCCCCCGGAGCAGGUUACAGACUUCCUUUUUGAAUCCUCCUAUCACCAUGCUGCCGGGAAACGCACCUGUGAAGAGUGUGAUAAAGAACGAUUAGUCAAACGAAAACCACGGGAAACCAGGACACCUUACAUCCACUACGGGUUGAUUGCAUCGGGAAAUCAGGUGAUGAAGGACUCAGAGACACGAGACCGCCUAGCCCUGCAGCAUGGGAUACUCUGCUUUGAGAUGGAAGCCGCAGGUCUCAUAGAUGAGCUUCCGACACUGGUGAUUCGAGGAAUAUGCGACUAUUGCGACUCUCACAAGCAGAAACAAUGGCAAGGAUAUGCGGCUUUAACAGCAGCUGCUUACGCGAAAUUGCUUCUAUCAACAAUUCCGGCACUCCCAAUCGUUAAUGUUGAUGCAAAAUUACGUGAAUAUUAUAUCAACCCUAAGAAUAAUCGUCUCGGGAUCGAACGCCUCUCUGGAGAGCCGCUGGAUAUGCAGCAAUGCUAUAUCAAUCUUUCAAUAAUAGAGUACAAGCAAAAUGAUCGGAAUAUGCCGCCACAAGAAAAAUCGCUAUCCUCGACAUUUUCACUGCCUAAUCGCCUAAAGUUAAGAGCAGAUGAUCCUGAGAAGGAAGUUACCCUUCCACAACUCUUCCACGAGCGGAAGCUGUUAGACGGCCGAAAUGCGCAACCCCGACGCAUCCUCAUCCGAGGACGGGCAGGUGUUGGAAAGACGACACUUUGCAAGAAAAUUGUCUACGACUUUCUAUACCAUCAGAUGUGGGCAGACCUUUUUGAUCGCAUCAUAUGGAUACCUUUGCGAAGACUUAAGGGGAUGUCAGACUUGGAUGAAUUUUUCCGUCAUGAAUUCUUUAAACACGAAGCAGAGCGCGACGGUUUAGUUAUAAAACUCCGAAAAACAGCUUUGGACCAAGCCCAUACGAAAACUCUCUGGCUAUUGGAUGGCCUCGAUGAAGUUUCAGGAUAUCGCAAUCCUUCCGGAGCCGACCUGACUGAAAUAUUUAAUAGCUUAUUGAAUGAAGACAAUGUGAUUAUCACAUCCCGUCCACAUGCCGUGAAGCUUUUGGGCCUGACUCCUUUUGACCUGGAGUUAGAGACUGUCGGGUUUCACGUUAAUCAAGUGUACGCUUACCUAGCGAAAGCCAUGACGGAUCCAGAUACUAUUAACCAGAUCUCUUCGUUUAUUCGGAGCCAUUGGCUGAUUCAGGGACUGGUUCGAAUACCCAUCCAGCUCGAUGCAUUAUGCUAUAGUUGGGAUAACGAUUUCCCUUCUGGUGCUCUGCCACAAACCAUGACAGCAGUAUACCAGGCUAUUGAACUGAAACUAUGGAAAAAGGACAUAUUAAACCUUGAGAAGAGAAACAAUACUGGACACAAUAGUGGAACAGCAAUCCGAAAACUGCGGGCGCGCUUGCAGAUUGAGUCACAAUACAUGAAAACAGAGAUGCAUUUUCUGGAAUGUCUUGCCUUUACAGGAUUGUACGGCGAGAUUAUUGAAUUCCAACCAGGUCAUCGUGAUUGGCUAUAUGAACAACCGGAAUUUUGCGAGAUGUCUGAUGAUGUUCUCGACCGACUCUCUUUUCUGCGCACAUCAGAUGCAUCAGAUCAGGAUAAGAGUUAUCAUUUCUUGCAUCUUACUUUCCAGGAGUUUUUUGCUGCCCAAUAUUUCGUCCGGUGUUGGAGAGCGGAAUCUAGAGAGCCACUUAUCUAUCUCAAACCAGGCCAUGCAAGGGAAAACUGUAAAGUGGAAAUACCACCUGAGAAGUUUCUUCGAGAAGAAAAGUAUAGUGGACGCUAUGAUGUGUUCUGGAGGUUUGUUACAGGGCUGCUAUAUAGUAUUGACAAACAACAAGUAUGCUCAUUCCUUGAAAAAAUAGAGGAGGAGCCACGAGAUCUACUCGGUCCCGCACAUCAGCGGCUACUUAUGCACUGCUUCAGCGAGGUACCUCAAUUAGAAGACUCAGGACUGGUAAAAAGCGACAAUGAUUCCUUGUUGAACCUUCGAGAAAAAAUGGAACAUGGAUGUAUACGAUGGUCUCACUAUGAGGACCUUUCACUUGAGGAAAUGCGUCUCUGCAGUGAAACUGAAUUUCCAGAGCAUGUUCUAUGCACAUUACUUCAAGAAAGUUCCUUGCAGAGAGAGAGCUCCUGCAGAAAAAAGAUUCUCAGAGCAUUGGCCCGUCGGUGGCAUAUGUCGUUCAAUCUCAUAGGUAUAGUCGCAAAUUUUAUGGGUGACAGUUACCCAGAUGUAAGGCGCGCAGCUAUUAAAGCCUUAGGCACACGAUCUCCCUGGUCACCUGACAUCCUCAAGGCGGUGAUACGCCGGCUAGAGAACGAUGAAGACUUGGAUGUGAGGCGCGCAGCUAUUGAGGUCUUAGGCACACAAUCUUCCUGGUCACCAGACAUCCUCGAGGCUGUGAUAUGCCAGCUAGAGAAUGAAAAAUACUCGGAUCUGGCGUCCAAAAUAGAAGCUCUAUUAUGGAAACAUGAUGAGUUCCUUUUCCCUUUCUUCUACUUGAAUGCUAAUGCUGCCUCAGCGUUGUGCAAAAUUUGGGCUCAAAGAAGUAUCCGUGAAACCUUUGCCUGCUAUGUUCGUGACGGAAAUGCAUGUUUUGAGACAUCGGAUGGGCGAAGGUCAAUACCUUUGUCUGAGAGAAAAAUAAAGUUGCUUAAGCGUAUAUUAUGGGCUGAAACUGUUAACAGCCCAAUAUUACGUGUGGUUUAUAGAGUUAGAUUCCCAUUUGCUUCAGUGGAAAGCUAG